AUGGGAAAUGGCUUCAAAUUAUGGUUACGGGCGUCGCGGGUGCUGCUGGUGGGGCUGCGGGGCCUGGGGGCAGAGGUGGCCAAAAACCUCAUCCUGGCCGGGGUCAGGGGGGUCACCCUGCUCGACCAUCGCCAGGUUUCCCAGGAUGACUGUGGUUCCCAGUUCCUGAUCCCAUUCCCAUUCCAGCUGUCCCAAGAGGACCGUGGUUCCCAGUUCCUGAUCCCAUUCCCAUUCCAGGUGUCCCAGGAUGCCAUCCAUGCCCAGUUCCUGAUCCCAUUCCCAUUCCAGGUGUCCCAGGACUGUGGUUCCCAGUUCCUGAUCCCAUUCCCACUCCAGGUAUCCCAGGAUGACUGUGGUUCCCAGUUCCUGAUCCCAUUCCCAUUCCAGGUGUCCCCGGAUGACUGUGGUUCCCAGUUCCUGAUCCCAUUCCCACCCCAGGUGUCCCAGGACGACCCCUGCUCCCAGUUCCUGAUCCCAUUCCCAUUCCAGGUGUCCCCGGAUGACUGUGGUUCCCAGUUCCUGAUCCCAUUCCCAUUCCAGGUGUCCCCGGAUGACUGUGGUUCCCAGUUCCUGAUCCCAUUCCCACCCCAGGUGUGCCUGACGUGCUGCUCCCGGGAGUCCAUGGUCAGGAUCAACCAGAUCUGCCACCAGAGCGGGGUCAAGUUCUUCACCGGGGACGUUUUCGGCUACCACGGCUUCAUGUUCGCCGACCUGGGCCACCACGAGUUCGUGGAGGAGAAGCCCAAGGUGGCCAAAGGCAGCCCGGGGGUGGAGGAUGGACCCGAGGCCAAGCGGGCCCGGCUGGACCCCCCCGAGACCACCCGGAUGGUCAAAAAAUCCGUGUCCUGGGGCAGUGUUGGUGAUCCCAGCGUUCCCAUUCCCCCUGUAAUUCCCAUUUUUCCCAUUUUUCCCCCAGUUCUCCUGACAUUCCGCUCGGAGCAGGGCCGGGAUCCGUGUCCCGGGAGCGGCUCCGAGGACUCCGAGCGGCUCCUUCGGCUGCGCCGGGAGGUGUUGGAGGCCCUGGGGGUGGGGCCGCAGCUGCUGCCGGAGCACUUCCACAG
Messenger RNA from Manacus vitellinus (golden-collared manakin), 1061 nucleotides. It is a transcript of the gene SAE1, whose product is annotated as SUMO1 activating enzyme subunit 1. Gene Ontology annotation, cellular component: cytoplasm; SUMO activating enzyme complex. Gene Ontology annotation, molecular function: SUMO activating enzyme activity. Lineage: Eukaryota; Metazoa; Chordata; Aves; Passeriformes; Pipridae. Gene Ontology annotation, biological process: protein sumoylation. The record is from RefSeq and is a predicted model, not a curated record. The annotation marks the transcript as partial. The transcript is spliced from 9 exons.